GUGUGUGUGUGUGUGUGGUGGUGGUGGUGUUGGGGAUAUUAUUUUUUUUCGAUGGGAAAACGAUCUCUUCUGCAAUCGUAGAUGUGAGUCGCAACGCUCAAAAGUUUUAUCGUUUGAUUGUGCGUUGCGCUGCGUUGGGUUUUUCUUGGGGAUGAAAUCCUGAGCCCCGAAGUCGCGCAGAAAUCGCUUCAGCUCUUCCUUUUCCCUUUUCUUUUCCUUCCCGAGUUUUCACUGAAGCGAAUCGAGAGGGGAAGAUCACAAGACGUGAAAGAAGGAACAGGAUGAGAAGCAGCGGAGUCGGGGAUUUGCUGUGAGUGUGUGUGUGAGGGUGUGUUUGUUCGUGAGGAAGUUUUUUUGGGGGGGUCAAGACGAAACAGAACUAUUCCAGUGAAACCCCAAAACAGGCAAAAACAAACAGCUAACAAGCAAGCGAGAAAGGCAAAGCCAAGGCGACUUGUCAAGGCGAGAUCAUUAUUUCUUGGUCAAAUAAAACGACAGCAAAUAACAACAAGCUGGGCAAAGUGAUAAAUAAUAAUAAAUAAUAAUAAAGGCAAAUACAACAUCAAAGAGAGAGAGAAAAGCAGGAUCGGAGUCUGUCUGGGGAGAAAUCAGCUUUUGCAACAAACCCCCUCCACCCCCCCUCCCCACACACACACACACACACAAAGACCAAAAGAUGUCUUCAAGUCUGACUUGCGUUGGGAUGCUGUGGGCGAUGCUCUCUCUGCUCUGUGCCGCCGCCUCCUGCACCGGCUUCUUCAUGCCUUACUGGCUGCUGGGCUCCCAGCUGGACAAGCCCGUCAGCUUCGGCAUCUUCCGAAGGUGCACCUACCCGGUGCGGGAGGAGAGCCGCCUGCAGUCGGUGGUGAUGGUGGAGCAGUGCGGCAGAUAUGCCUCCUUCCUGGGCAUCCCCAGCCUGGCUUGGAAGAUCUGCUCGGUGGUGACCGGCGUGGGAUGUGGUCUGCUCCUCCUGGUGGCACUCACCGCACUCAUGGCUUGUUGUGUCUCAGAGCUCAUCUCCCGCACGGUGGGCAGAGUGGCAGGAGGCAUCCAGUUUGUGGGAGGGAUCCUGAUAGGCUCUGGCUGCGCUCUGUAUCCCCUGGGCUGGAACAGUGAGGAAGUGCGACAGACCUGCAACAAUCUCUCAGACCAAUUUGAGCUUGGUACAUGUCAGCUGGGAUGGGCCUAUUACUGUACAGGAGGAGGUGCUGCUGCAGCCAUGCUAAUCUGCACUUGGCUGGCUUGCUUUGCUGGCAAGAAACAGAAACAAUAUCCGUACUGAAGCCCAAAUAAGGACAAAAGACAGUUCUGGGGAAGAGAGCUCGGAAAGGGAUAAGUUACAGGCAAAGCGUUUUCUGGAACUUUUCCUGCUGUUUCCUAGCCGAAGAGCACCUCACGUCAUCAGAAAACUGGGUUAUGGAGAAUGAGAACAAAUCUAGAAGAAAAUAAAAAGAGAGGUGUUGUGUGGUCUGGCAUUAUAGUUUGCUCUGUAAGUGAUGUUUAGUGUUAAGACCGUUCAGGACUGUUCAGUAAAGUUUUCAAAGGACCAAGUUACCAGAAGAUGCUUUUUUAUAUACAUGUAUGUACAUAUAUAUAUAUUAUAUAUACAAACACACAAACACACACAGAUACACACAGUUUUCCAUUUUGAAAAAAANCUGUGAUAUGUUCAAAUCUUAGUGACAAUGUCAAAUGUCCUUUCUAGCAGUAUUUUAUAUUAUGCAUCUUUUUAAAACAAAAAUCAGGGUAGAUUGUAUUAAACGCGUUUUUAUGUGAGUCAAUAGGAGAAAUUCCACCUGGGCCUAUAUUUAUUUUAUGCAACAACAACA
Messenger RNA from Callorhinchus milii (elephant shark), 1829 nucleotides. It is a transcript of the gene lhfpl6, whose product is annotated as LHFPL tetraspan subfamily member 6. The coding region runs from base 677 to 1282 and encodes 201 amino acids. Gene Ontology annotation, cellular component: membrane. The record is from RefSeq and is a predicted model, not a curated record. Lineage: Eukaryota; Metazoa; Chordata; Chondrichthyes; Chimaeriformes; Callorhinchidae. The transcript is spliced from 4 exons.